GAAGAAACCUUUCCUCUUUUACUUCGACAUCGUCAAGUGCGCCAGCCCGCUGGUGCUGCUGGAGUUCCAGUGCCCGACCACACAGGUACCGAUCCCAGGGUGCCGCACCGGGAAUCUCCUCGGGAAAGCUCCGCUUCGCGGCGUCCCCGCGGAGGGGGCUCGGUCCUUCACCCCCCACCGUUCUCCCGUCAAGGUGCUGAAGGACAGGGAGUGCCCGGCCAUGAUUAUCCCCAGCACCCCACUGGCGCGGCGAUGCUUCCCGGCCAUCCAGGCUAAGAAGGGCGUCAUCAUGGUCGGCAACGAAACCACCUACGAAGAUGGCCACGGGCAACGGAGGAACGUCACCGAGCUGCUGGAAGGGGCCAAAAAAGCAAACGUGGUGCUGGAAACCAGGCAGCUGGCCAUGAAGAUCUUUGAAGAUUACACGGUCUCCUGGUACUGGAUAAUAAUAGGCCUCGUGAUCGCGAUGGUGGCCAGCUUAAUCUUCAUCGUCCUCCUCCGCUUCCUGGCCGGGAUCAUGGUCUGGGUGAUGAUCGUGAUGGUGAUCCUGGUGCUGGGCUACGGAAUCUUCCACUGUUACAUGGAAUACGCGAAGCUAAAAGGGGAGGAGGGUUCCGACGUCUCCCUGAAGGACCUGGGCUUUCAGACUGACCUACGCGUCUACCUCCACCUGCGGCAGACGUGGCUGGCGUUCAUGAUCAUCCUGUGCAUCGUGGAGGUGGUGAUCAUCCUGCUGCUCAUCUUCCUCCGCAAGAGGAUCCUCAUUGCCAUCGCGCUCAUCAAGGAGGCCAGCAGGGCCAUCGGCCACAUCAUGAUGUCACUGCUGUUCCCCUUGUGCACCUUCUUCCUGCUGUGCCUCUGCAUCGCCUACUGGGCCAGCACCGCCGUCUUCCUCUCCACCUCCAACGAGGCAGUCUACAAGGUGUUUAACGAGUCUGCCUGCCCGUUUUCCGGGCAGACCUGCAACCCGGAGACCUUCAACACGACCAACGUCACCAAGCUGUGCUCCGACGCCCAGUGCCUCUUCGCGUUCUACGGGGGCGAGACGGCGUACCACAAGUACCUCAUCGCCCUCCAGUUCUUCAACAUCUUCAUGUUCUUCUGGCUCGCCAACUUUGUGAUCGCGCUGGGCCAGGUGACGCUGGCGGGGGCCUUCGCCUCCUACUACUGGGCCUUCAAGAAACCUGACGACAUGCCCGCCUUCCCCCUCUUCUCCGCCUUCAGCCGGGCGCUCCGGUACCACACCGGCUCGCUCGCCUUCGGCUCUCUGAUCCUCGCCAUCGUCCAAGUCAUCAGGGUCAUUCUGGAGUAUCUGGACCACAGGUUAAAAGCUGCAGAUAAUAAGUUUGCCAAGUUCCUCCUGAGCUGCUUGAAGUGCUGCUUCUGGUGCCUGGAGAAGUUCAUCAAGUUCCUCAACAGAAACGCCUACAUCAUGAUCGCCAUCUACGGGCGGGGAGCGGCUGCGGAUGCUCAUCUCGCUCUUCUUUCCAGGGUGGCCGUUUUAGAUAAAGUCACGGAUUUCCUCUUCUUCCUCGGCAAACUCCUCAUCGUGGGCAGCGUCGGAAUCCUUGCCUUCUUCUUCUUCACCCAUCGGAUAAAGCUGGUCGAAGACACGGCGCCGCCCCUGAAUUACUACUGGGUCCCUAUUCUGACGGUGAUCGUGGGCUCCUACCUCAUCGCCCACGGGUUCUUCAGCGUCUACGGCAUGUGUGUGGACACCCUGUUCCUCUGCUUCUGUGAAGAUCUGGAGAGGAACGAUGGAUCUCCCGAGAGGCCUUACUACAUGUCCCCUGAGCUGAGCGAGAUCCUACCAAAAAUAAUCAAGAGUUUAAAAAAAGCCAGCCUGGGCGGCAGCGGCCAGCUCCCCCGUCGCACAGCCGGAGCGCCCCGUCUCUGCGUCGUGCCCUUUUAG
Leptosomus discolor (cuckoo roller) is the source of this 1912-nucleotide messenger RNA. NCBI's taxonomy places the organism in Eukaryota, Metazoa, Chordata, Aves, Leptosomiformes, Leptosomidae. The record is from RefSeq and is a predicted model, not a curated record.